Molecule: messenger RNA, 1033 nt
Organism: Acanthochromis polyacanthus (spiny chromis)
Lineage: Eukaryota; Metazoa; Chordata; Actinopteri; Pomacentridae
Gene: calhm3
Product: calcium homeostasis modulator 3
Exons: 4
Coding region: 1-993 (330 amino acids)
Molecular function (GO): monoatomic cation channel activity
Source: RefSeq, a predicted model, not a curated record
AUGGAGCGUCUCAAGUUAGUCCUGCAGUACUUCCAGUCCAACUCCGAGUCCAUCUCCAAUGGAAUCUGCAUCAUUCUGGCCCUGGUCAGCGUCAAACUCUACACCAGCUUCGACUUUAACUGCCCGUGUCUUCCUCAGUACAACAAACUGUACUCUCUAGGAGUGAUGACUGUCCCUCCUAUUAUACUGUUCUUUCUGGGGGUCCUUGUCAACCGACAUACAGGCGUCAUGAUGGACGAGUGGAUGAGGCCCAUUGGGAAUAGAUCCAAAAAUCCUGCGGUGGUUAAGUACCUGUUCUCUGCCAUGAUCCAGAGGGCAUUACUGGCACCAAUGGUUUGGAUCCUUGUGACUUUAUUGGACGGAAAGAUCUUCAUCUGUGCCUUCAGUGUCAGUGUAGACCCUGCACUCUUCCAAGGCUUGCCCAACAACACAGGUCUGGAUGUGAUCAAAAUCAUGGCCAAAGUGCCUUGCAGGGAGGAUGUUAUCUUCAAGAACAGCUCUUUCCGCAAAGCAGUAUCUCGGUAUGUUCGCUGCUAUUCACAGGCAGUUGGCUGGUCCAUCCUCCUGUUCCUGAUUGUGCUGGGGGCGAUGGGACGCCUUAUCAAGCCCUGCUUCGACGACCACGCGACCUUCCUGCAGACUCGCUACUGGAGCAACUACCUCGAUGUGGAGCAGAAGCUCUUUGAUGAAACCUGCGUCCUGCAUGCUCGGGACUUUGCCCGGAAAUGCGUAGUGCAGUUCUUUGAGGACAUGAGGGAGGACACUGUACUCUAUCUGCCCCACCCACCCUUCAUCACAAACUUCAGAGAGGAUUGGGAGGAGGAAGAAGAGGAGAGACUUCAUGGAAUAACGAAGCAGGAGCAGGUGGACCAGCUGCUUAACAAGUGGUACUACAGCAAACCUGAACUGGACGUGACCAGGAUUUCCCACAGACCCAAGACUUGUGUUACCUGGGAGGACCGUGAGGGGAACACUUUAUACUCGGAUGUCUGAAACACCCUCGACAGUGUGUAACUGCACCAUGAAUCAUUAA